Molecule: messenger RNA, 1908 nt
Organism: Recurvomyces mirabilis
Lineage: Eukaryota; Fungi; Ascomycota; Dothideomycetes; Mycosphaerellales; Teratosphaeriaceae
Exons: 2
Coding region: 1-1908 (635 amino acids)
Biological process (GO): methionyl-tRNA aminoacylation
Cellular component (GO): aminoacyl-tRNA synthetase multienzyme complex; cytosol
Molecular function (GO): methionine-tRNA ligase activity; ATP binding
Source: RefSeq, a predicted model, not a curated record
AUGAACGGAACAACGAGGCUCCACGAGAUCCUCCCCGAGGCCGGCAAGAAGAACAUCCUCAUCACCUCCGCCCUGCCCUACGUGAAUAAUGUCCCCCACUUAGGAAACAUCAUCGGCUCCGUCUUGAGUGCCGACGUCUUCGCCCGCUACUGCAAAGCGCGCGGCCACCCGACCCUCUUCAUCUGCGGGACAGACGAGUAUGGGACAGCGACGGAAACGAAAGCGAUAGAGGAGAAAGUGACUCCCCAAGAGCUAUGUAACAAAUACAACAAGAUUCAUAAAGAGAUUUAUGACUGGUUUGAAAUCAGCUUCGAUCACUGGGGCCGCACACCAACGCCAGAGCAGACGGAGAUUGCACAGGAUAUUUUCUUGAAGCUGCACAAGAAUGGGUAUUUGGAGGAACGGACGACCACACAACCAUAUUGCGAGCACGCAGAGCAUCAGAACUACCUCGCGGAUAGAUUUGUAGAAGGGGAGUGUCCCAAAUGCGGGUAUAAUGAUGCCCGAGGAGACCAAUGCGACAAGUGCGGGCAGACGUACGAGGCGCUGGAGUUGAAGAACCCGCGGUCGGAUCAGGUGGCGCCGUGGAGUGAGAAGGCGAUGUCCGAAGGGAAAUGGAGCGAAAACGGAAAGAACAUUACGAAUUCGUGGAUUCGGGUCACUGGACUUGAGCCGAGAGGUAUCACACGAGACCUGAAAUGGGGCACGCCAGUACCAUUACCUGGAUAUGAAAAUAAAGUGUUGUACGUCUGGUUCGACGCCUGUAUCGGCUAUGUCUCGAUCACAGCAACGUAUACCAAGCAAUGGGAGAAGUGGUGGCGGGAUCCGGAGAACGUCUCGCUCUACCAAUUCAUGGGCAAGGAUAAUGUACCGUUCCACACGGUCGUAUUUCCCUGCUCUCAGCUAGGGACCGGGGACAAAUGGACGAUGCUGAACACCCUCUCCACAACCGAAUACCUCAACUACGAAGGCGGCAAGUUCAGCAAAUCCCGCAACAUCGGCGUCUUCGGCACCAACGCGCAGGAUACCGGUGUAGCGGCGGAUGUGUGGCGGUACUUCCUCCUGCUCCGGCGGCCAGAGACUAGCGACACAGAAUUCCAAUGGGACGGCUUCAUCUCAGCAAACAACAACGAACUCGUCGCCAACUUCGGCAAUUUCGUCAACCGCAUACUAAAAUACGUCAACAGCGCAAACUACAACAACAUCAUCCCCGCCGCACCACACCACUCACAACUCCCGGAAGCAGUAGCCCAGAGAUUACAACAACACAUCACCGAAGCAAACGACAUCCUAGCCCGAUAUAGGACCGAACUAGACGCGACCCAUCUCAAACAAGGUCUAGUCCUCGCACGAGAUUUAUCCAGCCUCGGCAACAAACUCCUGCAAGACAACCGCCUGGACAACUCCCUCCACACCACCGAACCCCUCCGCUGCGACGCCGUGGUGAACCUGGGCAUGAACCACAUCCACCUCCUCGCCUCCCUCCUAGCACCCUACCUCCCCUCCACCACCCGCUCCAUCCUCCGCCAACUCCGCACAUCCCUCCUCACCAUCCCAGCCGGGACAUGGACACCGGACUCCAUAAGCGGUGGGCAUGAGAUAGGCGCUGCCGAGCACUUGUUUACUAAUAUCCAAAAGGGAAAAGAACAAGAAUGGAAAGAGUUAUUUGGUGGGGAUGAGCUAAAGAAGGUCAAGGAGGCUGAGGCGGUCAAGAAGGUGGCGAGGAAGGCGGAGAAGGAGAGGAAGAAGGCGAGGAGGGCGGCGGAGAAGGAGGGGGGUGGAGAUGGAGAUGGGAAGGUGGGGACGAGUGUGGAGGGGGUUGAGAAGGAAGGGGAGGGGAAGGUGGAUGAGGGAGUUCGGGAGGUGACGGAGGGGGUGAAGGGGGUGAAGCUCGCGGCCACGAGUUGA